GCGGAAUCUAUCCUACAUGAAGAUAUCCCCAUAUUACCUUAAGGAAGGCAUUCAUCAGGUGAAUGGGACUUCCUAUUUAGGAAGGAUCCUUAGCCUGGAGGUCGAACAUGACCUCCAGGCUAAGGAUCCUUCUCCUCUCUUUUCUGCUGCUUUUCCUUCCUGCUUCUGCUUCUGCUUGCCUUCGCGCACCUCUCAUCCACGUCGACAGAAUAUCCAUAGAAAGACAGCUCACUAUCUGCAUCUUUCAUUGUCAACAGUUCUUCAGCACCGAGACCACUGUUGAUGGCCAUCACUGGAAAGUUCGCGGUCGAUUCUCUGGAACUAUCCUUGAAGCAGGCAGCACUAGCUGCGGGUAUUUCACAGGUAUACCCUCCCUAAGGAUGCUCCAGACAAAGGAAAGUACUAUCCAUAUUUACGAGACAAUCGAUGCGCUGAUCGGAGAUAAAGUCCGUAUUGGACUCUUAGUUAGGGGUCGAGACCCUGGUAAGGAAGCAGGUAACUCUCUGGGGACUAUCAUGGUUGGGACACCUGGGUCUAUAAUGAACGCCAUCCUUCGCGGUCACUUCUACCCAAAAAAAAAGUAUCCAGCGCAUCAUAUUUGACGAUGAUUUACAUACUAUUUAAUCAGAAUAACGCUGACCGCUCCCAUCUCAAGAAGGCGAUAGCUACCAGCUAUCAGUGCCUUGUUGAGGGCAAGGCCGGUGCUACUGUGUAUGACAAGGAGGAUUACUAUAUUGGAAAACCAAUCUGGCACCUGAGGGUCCAGAACACAGAACGACAAAUCCUGAUGAGGACACCAGAUCAAUGGAGCGCAACUGGCGCAACUGGAUCAUGAGAGCGACCUACGUCCUCGCUCCACAGCCUGCCUCCCGGACCAGUCGCAAGAGACGGAGAGCCAACGUUGGGAACUCAGGCCAGAGGAGUAGCCGCUAGAUCCAGCGGUACUUGGAAAGGUGGGAGAGGCAUCUGGUCUUUCGAAUCGGCUUCGCAGUAACAAUGGAUUGACGGAAGAUGGCAGACAGAAUAUUAAAGUGGGGAAAUAUUGUCAAUGAAGAGAUCGUUCCGGUCUAUUCCAUAAGGUGGCUGAAUGCAUAUCCUGCGUGUUCCAGGCUGAUAGUGCCUGUUCCUCUGAACAAUUCGAUGAAAAGAUUGUUUGAAAUUCGACGUUAU
Molecule: messenger RNA, 1170 nt
Organism: Monascus purpureus
Lineage: Eukaryota; Fungi; Ascomycota; Eurotiomycetes; Eurotiales; Aspergillaceae
Source: the annotation of a GenBank genome assembly